Molecule: messenger RNA, 978 nt
Organism: Phyllostomus hastatus (greater spear-nosed bat)
Lineage: Eukaryota; Metazoa; Chordata; Mammalia; Chiroptera; Phyllostomidae
Product: olfactory receptor 10AC1-like
Exons: 1
Coding region: 1-978 (325 amino acids)
Biological process (GO): G protein-coupled receptor signaling pathway
Cellular component (GO): membrane
Molecular function (GO): olfactory receptor activity; G protein-coupled receptor activity
Source: RefSeq, a predicted model, not a curated record
AUGGACAGCCCCAGCAACGCCACCAUGCCCCGAGGCUUCCUCCUUCAGGGCUUCUCUGAGUUCCCGCACCUGAGGCCUGUGCUCUUCCUACUGCUGCUGGCCGUGCACCUGGCCACCCUGAGUGGGAACCUGCUCAUCCUGGCGGCCGUGGCCUCUGUGCCCACCCGGCCGCCCAUGCUGCUGUUCUUAUGCCAGCUGUCAGCCAUCGAGCUCUGCUACACUCUGGUGGUGGUGCCCCGCUCCCUGGCUGACCUGGCCACCCCCAGCCAGGGCAGGGGCAGCCCCAUCUCCUUCCUGGGCUGUGCUGUGCAGAUGCAGAUGUUCGUGGCACUGGGCGGGGCCGAGUGCUUCCUGCUGGCCGCCAUGGCCUAUGACCGCUAUGUGGCCAUCUGCCACCCACUGAGCUAUGCAGCUGUGGUAACACCUGGGCUGUGCAUGCGACUGGCCCUGGCCUGCUGUCUUGGGGGGCUGGCAGUGUCCGUGGGGCUCACAGUGGCGGUCUUCCACCUUCCUUUCUGUGGCUCCCACUUGCUGGUGCAUUUCUUCUGUGACAUCACAGCGCUGCUGCAUCUGGCCUGCACACGGAGUUAUGUGGAUGAGCUGCCUCUGCUGGGUGCAUGCCUGGUGCUGCUGCUGCUGCCCUCCACACUCAUCCUGGCCUCCUAUGUUGCCAUCGUCACUGCCCUGCGCCGCCUGCACUCCUCCACGGGCAGGCGCAAGGCCGCCUCCACCUGUGUCUCACACCUGGCCGUCACCUUCCUGCACUAUGGCUGUGCCACCUUCAUGUACGUGCGGCCCAAGUCCAGCUACUGCCCGCGGCAGGACCGCACGCUGGCGCUCAUCUACACCAACGUCACCCCGCUGCUCUACCCGCUCAUCUACAGCCUGCGCAACCGGGAGAUCACCGCUGCCAUCCGCAGGGUGCUGGGGUGGUGGCGGCCGGGCCAGGUGCCGGCGCGGACUGCGCAUGAACCCUGA